UUAACAUGAAUCUCACCAGUGUUAGACAACAGUAGUGCUGUAAAGUGUUGCAACUGUCAAAAAUCGGCGUUUGUUUUCAAUUCGCAGCCCUAGCUCGAUUGUGCGGCCCUAGUUCUUUCUUUUUUGACGUGACCAGCGAGAAAAAUGGUGAAGGUUAAGUGCUCCGAAUUGAGAACCAAGGACAAGCGCGAGCUCACCAAGCAAUUGGAUGAGCUCAAGAAUGAGCUGCUUAACUUGCGUGUGGCUAAAGUCACCGGUGGAGCACCAUCCAAGCUCUCCAAGAUCCGCGUUGUGCGCAAAGCUAUCGCUCGCGUCUUCAUUGUGAUGCACCAGAAGCAGAAGGAGAAUCUGCGCAAGGUGUUCAAGAACAAGAAGUACAAGCCUUUGGAUCUGCGCAAAAAGAAGACCCGCGCCAUGCGCAAGGCUCUGUCGCCCCGCGACGCCAACCGCAAGACGCUGAAGGAAAUCCGCAAGCGUUCCAUCUUCCCACAACGCAAAUUCGCCGUCAAGGCAUAAAUAUGAAGGCGAAACAAUAUACAAAUUGUUAACCAACUACAUCAUAUAUAGUGUGCGCUAAGAAAAUUCUCCUGAAAAAGAAAGAAAAAAGGAAUAAGAAAAUAAAACCAUUUUUUUUAAAUGUGAAA
Drosophila nasuta is the source of this 644-nucleotide messenger RNA. RefSeq names its product Ribosomal protein L35 (gene RpL35). The record is from RefSeq and is a predicted model, not a curated record. Gene Ontology annotation, cellular component: ribosome; cytosolic large ribosomal subunit. Bases 145 to 516 code for a protein of 123 amino acids. Gene Ontology annotation, molecular function: structural constituent of ribosome; mRNA binding. Lineage: Eukaryota; Metazoa; Arthropoda; Insecta; Diptera; Drosophilidae. Gene Ontology annotation, biological process: maturation of LSU-rRNA from tricistronic rRNA transcript (SSU-rRNA, 5.8S rRNA, LSU-rRNA); translation. The transcript has 3 exons.